AUGGCCGGCACUACCUGGAACCUUAUCUGCUCAUCCAAGUCCAAGUCCAGGGCCAGGGCCACCACCACCGGCCCGACUGGCACCCUCCAGCGCGACACCACCUCGUCCACCGUCGCCUCUGGCUAUAGCACCACGUCGUCCAUGUCCUCAAGCUCGGCGUCGACCUCGUCCCACAUGCACCUCCCGCGAUACACCCGCUCCCCAACAUACGGCGAGAUGAAGCUGCCCCGCACUGUCAACCCCAAGGACGCCGCCACUGCCGCCGACCUCCAGCGCACGGCCACGGACAUGAGCAUCCUGCCACCCUCGUACGCCGAGGCCGAGAAGAAGCCGUCGACCAAGGAGCGCGUCCAGGCCAUCCGUGACUGGAUGUGCCCAUUCUCAAAGACGCACCCGGGCACGUUCUUCGGCCCCAUCCCGGACCGCGGGGCCAAGAUUGACAACAUGGCCGCGGCGCAGGCGCCAGGUUUCUGGUCGUCCUAA
Messenger RNA from Apiotrichum porosum, 483 nucleotides. RefSeq lists its product as uncharacterized. The transcript is spliced from 2 exons. Lineage: Eukaryota; Fungi; Basidiomycota; Tremellomycetes; Trichosporonales; Trichosporonaceae. Bases 1 to 483 code for a protein of 160 amino acids. The record is from RefSeq and is a predicted model, not a curated record.